AUGAGCGAUAAGAUCCACUCAUGGAAUGUCGUCCACAAGCUCGAGAAGCGAAAGCUUCUCGUUGCUAUUAAUUCUGUGGCCGCUCUGUCGAUCCUAUUCUUCGGGUACGACCAAGGUUUAAUGGGUGGUGUUAACAAUGCAAAGAAUUACAUCGACCUGAUGGGGUUCGGUUAUACCGAGACAGUGGACGGAACCCCCAACACCCCGGUGGUGACGAACAGCCUGCUCCAGGGAGGCAUUGUCUCCGUCUACUAUUUGGGAACACUGUUCGGAGCGUUGUUUGGUGGCUGGCUCGGUGAUCGCAUUGGCCGGAUCAAGGCGAUUGCUGCUGGAGCACUCUGGGCCAUCCUGGGGGCCUCCCUCCAGUGCUCAGCUCAGAACCACGACUGGAUGAUAUGCGCACGUUUAAUCAACGGCAUUGGGACUGGUAUUCUAAAUGCCAUCAUCCCGGUGUGGGCAACGGAAACGAGUGAACACACAUCACGAGGUCAAUUUAUUGCCAUCGAGUUUACCCUGAACAUCUUUGGUGUCGUCAUUGCGUACUGGAUGGAAUUUGGUCUGUCUUUCGUGGAUGGAGGUGUUUCUGCCAUUCGCUGGAGAUUCCCCAUCGCGUUCCAGAUCAUCCUCCUCCUCUUGCUAUUUGCCGUUGUGUGGUUCUUCCCAGAAUCCCCUCGUUGGCUGGUCAAGGUGGGCCGGGAGGAAGAAGCUCGAUACAUCUUGGGUUGCCUUCGUGGCAACGAAGGGGAAGAUCGAGUUCGGGCCGAUUCCGAGUUCCGGGAUAUCCUGAAUAUUGCAGAGUUGGAGAAGUCAAUCUCCCACAACCAUUCCUACCUGGCCAUGCUGUUUGGUUACAAGUCGGGAAAGCUGCAUCUUGGUCGCCGGGUACAGCUUGUGAUUUGGCUGCAGAUCAUGCAGGAAUGGGUCGGUAUUGCUGGUGUUACAAUUUAUGCACCCACCAUUUUCCGCAUUGCAGGAUUUAACGCUGUGAAGAGUCAGUGGAUUAGUGGAUUGAACAAUAUUUUCUAUAUGUUUGCCACUCUGAUCUGCGUCUUUACUCUUGAUCGCAUUGGCCGUAGAUGGACUCUUUACUGGGGGUCCGUAGCACAAGGCAUUGCCAUGUUCCUUGCAGGUGGCUUCUCUCGCCUUGGCAUUAAUGCUACUGAAGCGGGUGACACGGCCAAGGCGUCACAGUAUGGAGCUGCUGCUGCUUCCAUGGUCUUUAUCUUUACUUCAGUUUUCGGUGCCACGUGGUUGACAGUACCUUGGCUGUACCCUGCCGAAAUCUUCCCUCUGGCGGUUCGUGCGCGAGGCAAUGCCUGGGGUGUCGUGGGUUGGAGUAUUGGAAAUGGCUGGCUGACGCUUCUGUGCCCAGUCAUGUUCGGAGCGAUUGGCGAGAAGACCCUCUACAUAUUCGGCAUUGCCAACGCCAUUACCAUCCCCAUGGUCUGGGCCUUGUACCCGGAGAGUAACCAGCGGACGCUGGAGGAUAUGGAUCUGCUAUUCGCGGCGGAUUCCGUGUGGAACUGGGACGCGGAACGCACGUUUGCUCGGCUGAAAGCCGAGAACCCAGAUCUCGUCCAGGGGGGCAGUCGCAAGAACAGCGUCGUGGACCCUGAGACGGGCAAGCCGUUGCGUGGAGACGCGCCGAUGACUUUGGAGACGGCAGAGGAGAAGACCUCGGCCAGACAUAACGAGUCAUGA
Rasamsonia emersonii CBS 393.64 is the source of this 1701-nucleotide messenger RNA. Its product is annotated as putative transporter. The transcript is spliced from 8 exons. Bases 1 to 1701 code for a protein of 566 amino acids. Gene Ontology annotation, molecular function: carbohydrate:proton symporter activity. NCBI's taxonomy places the organism in Eukaryota, Fungi, Ascomycota, Eurotiomycetes, Eurotiales, Trichocomaceae. Gene Ontology annotation, cellular component: membrane. The record is from RefSeq and is a predicted model, not a curated record. Gene Ontology annotation, biological process: carbohydrate transport; transmembrane transport.